Messenger RNA from Aedes albopictus (Asian tiger mosquito), 3398 nucleotides. RefSeq names its product GTP-binding protein Di-Ras2. The transcript is spliced from 6 exons. Gene Ontology annotation, molecular function: GTP binding; GTPase activity. NCBI's taxonomy places the organism in Eukaryota, Metazoa, Arthropoda, Insecta, Diptera, Culicidae. The coding region runs from base 938 to 1747 and encodes 269 amino acids. The record is from RefSeq and is a predicted model, not a curated record.
UCCACUAUAAGACUAUCCGAACGAACUACGCACCGAGGCAACGAGGUAGGUUAUGCGAAGUAUAAAAUCGUCCCUUCAGAAGGGACUGUUGAUGGGCGUAGUACCAUACCAUCGUAUGAGGGUCGUUUUUUUCCGUCGUCUAUCCCACUGUGCUCGAUAUUGGUUGCCGGUUGAUAAGCACCGCUGGUGCGCGUCGAUUUUCCCCUCCGGACGACGGAAAAAGCCGAACGGAAAGCGUCGUAACAGCGGAAAACGCCGUUUCCAUGGUAGCUAGUCGCCACGAAGGAGCGGAAAAGGAUCUAAACUGGGGGUAGGCACCAGACCAGCAUUGUAAUAUCGUCGACUGCUUUUUGUGAUCCAGGCGAAUUCGCUUCUUGCUCUCGGUCCAGGCAACAUCGUUUGGGAAGAAUAUAAAGUAACCAUUACUAUACGAGAAGUCGGUUUGUUGUGUUUAUGUGUUUCAUAGUGCUGCUGCACUCGGCUGGAGUGUCUCACAGUCUUUUCUAUACAUCCGGUCUCUAUCGCAACCCGCUUUCUUCUAUUUGAUCUGUCCUAUGUGCGUAACGUAAAGAAGGAAGAAAAACCAGGAAUAAGUGCUGUGAAGUACUUGAUAGUAUAUUGCACACGGCAAGGUGUUUGAUUUCAUUCGUUUAAUAAAAGUGGUUGGCGAAAGUGCUGUAAGAGUGGCAAUAAUAAUCAUCAGUGCUAAGUAUUUAAUUGUUUUUGUAAGGGGAUAAGGAGUGUUUAUUGUUCAACCGGGCGAAAAAUUAAGUGAAGUCCUACCAUGCGAAGCUAGGAAUAGUAGUUGCAAUAAAAAAAGUGAGUGAAUUAGUGCAAAAGGCAGCAACCAUAUGUGGCCGGGAUCAACGUCGUGCUCGAGCGGCUCGCAAUAAGUUCUAUUCUGUACACGCUUCCUUACGUUUCUGCUUCAAUCUAAAUGAAAAUGUCUGACUUUGAACGAAUAAGACUGGUGAUCCUUGGUGGUGCUGGCGUGGGAAAAAGCUGCAUUAUAAAACGUUUCCUCUUCAAAACUUAUUCAGACAAGUACAGACCAACCGUGGAGGAUUUGUACAAUCGAGAAUACGACCUGGGAGCAGUGACGUUAAAGGUUGACAUACUUGACACAUCUGGGGAGAUGCAAUUUCCGGCAAUGCGGAGACUAUCGAUUGCCACCGCCCACGCUUUCCUGCUGGUUUACGCCAGUACGUCCGAGCUGAGUCUGGGAUGUGUGAAACAGUGCUUUGAGGAAAUCCGAGAACAACGAGCCGACUUCCAGGACAUCCCAAUGGUGAUUGUUGGCAACAAAAGUGAUCUCAGCAGCACACAUCGAGAGGUACGCAUCGAAGACGUAUCGGAGUGGGUGUUUUGCGAACUGCCGAAACUGAAGGUGAAGGUGAUGGAGUGCUCCGCGAAGGACGACGUGAGUAUAACCGACAUUUUCAGAACAUUCCUAUCGCUGUCCCGCAUCAUUCCGGCCAAUGGAAAUACAGACUCGUCGUCGGGGUUGAAAAGGCGUUCGUCAGCUUAUGUUAGUGCCAGUAGUAAAGCAAAAUCAAGACUCGGAAGUCCGUCCAUUGGUUGUGAGAAGACUAAAGAAACGUCGUAUUUGGCAGCCGGCUGCAGUGAACCGUCAACGAGCGAUCCAAAGUCUAAGCCAAGAUCAAGAUCCUUAAUCCGAAGAUCGUCCCGGAAAACCAAACAACAAAUACAGAAUGCAUCUGGCACGGAAGACUGCAACAUACAGUAAUUGAAUGGCCGGGCGUUUCUGCUGCUGGAUACCCAUACCUACAUUCGUUCCGUUUCACAGAACCGUGCAGAUGAGAACAAAGCGGAUUAACAUAUAGUCGAAUAGUUGCAUUAGUUUGAUUCAGCACUUUCAGUUCAACUUUGUUGUCGUUUGAUAAUCAAAACUAAUUUUAUGGAGAUUAUUGCAAAACAUUCAAUAAUCGAUGCGAAGUGAAUUGUGAUCCAUGAUACUAAAUUAUAUUAAUUAAUAAUGCAAAGAUUAAAAAUCCUACAAGGGAUUUGCCAAAAGAGAAGAUACAACGUAGCUUACAAUACUAAAUAUGAAAAAAAACGAAACGAUAUGCAAACAUGUACGAUGGAGAUGGCAGCGUAUAUUACAAAGUGGACCUAUCGAGGCAGGACAUUUUUUUACAAACGGAGCAUGAGCUUUCAAAGUUGAGCAUUGCAUAUGAUGUAGACACAGAAUAAUAAAAGUUGAAAAAAAAACUACCAGUCCAGUCCAGUCAGCCGACGGCUACGAAUGGUUAUUCUCCGAUGAUGCGUUUGUAUAAUAAACUCUCGAGCCCGCGAGAUGAUAAAACGUGACAAAUGCGCAAAGGAAAGAAUUUAUAAAUCAGAGAAGGAGCAUAAAAACUGAAACAAUAUUCGUAGAUAGGAGCUUGUUGUUAAUUUUAAAACUUGUUGAUCAAAAGUAAUUGUAAGCAGCGUGACUGUUGUUGGAUGAUGUUUCCGCUACCGGGAAAAAUAAGAAAAAAACGGCACCCCAACGGUGAUUUGGUUUCUGCUUAUAUGAAAUGCGAAAAAUUGGUAUAGGUUUGGGUAUGAUAGAAGUUUAUUGGUUUUUUAUUUGCUGAAAACUUUAAUCUCUAUGAAAGGUCAUUACGUACGUCAUUUGGCUGUGCCCGAAGCUAUAAAUACUAAAGAAAGGAAUUUGUUUUAAUAUUAUUAGUACGAUGUAUUUCUCGAUUGUUUCAUUUAUUUUUCGUUUCUCAAUACAAACGAUUGUUUUUUUUUACAUGUACUUUCUUUUUAUGAUAGUUACCUAUCAUAACAAUUUAAUUUGUCAUUUUUUUUUCUUAAUUUUAUUAUUAUGUCGACAACUUCUACAAAUAUUAUAAACAAAACUGUUACACGGCUCAAAAGAAAAGAUUUCUUGUCAUAUUCUGUAGAAAUUGAAACAGCAACAAACAUUUGUAUUGCACAUUUGGAAGCAAUAAUUUGAAACUUGCUCAUGGUAAAAAAAUACUUGGCUGAGCAAACCAGAGAGAACAAAUAAAAAAAAUCAGGCUGUGAAGUUGAGAUAUUAUAUCCCAAGCCCGUGCACAAGGGAGGGGUUUUGGGGGUUAAACCCCUCUCAUUGCCGAUGUUGCAUACACCAGGCGCCCCUCCGCCCUUGGCCGAAAUUUGGGAAAACUCUUCCUUUGUCGCCUUUUCUGUGCACGGGCCUGUUAUAUCCUAUUUACUAAAUAAUCAAUUCAAAAUGUGUUAUAUAUAUGGAGGGAGUUUUCUCAAGUUUCGCAUUAUUGCGCACUUUUAAAGAUUACCCAACUAACAUUUUUGCUGUAUAAGAGCUUAAACAAGCUUUCUUCCGAAAGCGUUUGCUCCAUAAGCUUUUAUGCAGCUACUUUUGUUAGUAGGGUAAUCCUUACCUU